AUGGACCUGGGGGCCGGCGCCGGGCAGCAGCCGGCUCGCGGCCGCCUCGGCGCGCCGUCCUCAGGGACGCGGGCCCCGGGGACGCCCUGGGCACGCUUCUCGGCCUGGCUGGAGUGCGUGUGCGUGGUCACCUUCGACCUGGAGCUGGGCCAGGCACUGGAGCUGGUGUACCCCAGCGACUUCCAGCUCACGGACAAGGAGAAAAGCAGCAUCUGCUACCUGUCCUUUCCUGACUCCCACUCAGGCUGCCUCGGGGACACGCAGUUCAGCUUUCGCAUCCGUCAGUGUGGAGGACAGAGGCGCCCCGGGCACGUGGGUGAGAAGCGCGGCGACAGUGGGGCCCCCGCGUCUCUGCAGAGGGAGCCUGCACACUUCUUUGGCUACGUGUACUUCAGGCAGGUGAAGGACAGUUCCAUGAAGCGGGGCUACUUCCAGAAGUCGCUGGUGCUGCUGUCCCGCCUGCCCUUCGUCCGGCUGUUCCAGGCACUGCUGGGCCUGGUGGCCCCUGAGUUCUUUGACAAGCUGGCGCCCUGCCUGGAAGCAGUCUGCAACGAGAUCGACCAGUGGCCGGCACCCGCGCCAGGGCAGACCCUGAACCUGCCCAUCAUGGGAGUCGUCCUCCAGGUGCACAUCCCACUGAGAGCGGACACGCCUGAGCCCGGGCCUCCGAAGCAGAGCAGCCAUGAGACCCUGCUGCCGGCCCCGGUGGUCCUCCCCAGCGUCCACGAGCUGGACCUGUUCAGGUGCUUCCGGCCCGUGCUGGCCCACGUGCAGCUGCUGUGGGAGCUGAUGCUCCUCGGGGAGCCCCUGCUGGUCCUGGCGCCCUCGCCUGCUGUGUCCUCAGAGAUGGUCCUGGCAUUGACCAGCUGCUUGCAGCCCCUCAAGUUCUGCUGCGAUUACCGUCCCUAUUUCACCAUCCACGACAGCGAGUUCAAGGAGUUCACCACGCGCACGCAAGCCCCAACAAACGUGGUCCUGGGAGUCACAAACCCUUUCUUUAUCAAAACACUCCAGCAUUGGCCCCACAUUCUCCGAGUUGGGGAGCCCAAGAUGUCAGGGGACCUUCCCAAGCAGGUCAAACUGAAAAAGCCCUCGAGGCUGAAGACCCUGGACACCAAGCCAGGCCUCUACACUGCGUACACGGCCCACCUCCACCGAGACAAGGCCCUGCUCAGACGGCUGCUGAAGGGCCUGCAGAAGAAGCGGCCGUCUGAUGUGCAGACAGCAGUGCUGAGGCGGCACCUCCUGGAGCUCACUCAGAGCUUUAUCAUCCCUCUGGAGCACUACAUGGCCAGCCUCAUGCCGCUGCAGAAGGGCAUCGUGCCCUGGAAGACUCCGCCCCAGAUCCGCCCCUUCUGCCAGGAUGAAUUCCUGCAGGGCCUGGAGCGCGCGGGGCCCCAGCUCACCUGUGUCCUCAAGGGCGACUGGCUGGGCCUCUACAGGCGGUUUUUCAAGUCCCCCCAUUUUGACGGGUGGUACCGGCAGCGUCACAGGGAGAUGACCCAGAAGCUGGAGGUCCUUCACCUCGAGGCCAUCUGUGAGGCGGUGAGGGGGGGCUGGGGUGGGGGGUCUUGGAGGGGAGGCCACGGCCAGAACUGGGGGGACCUUGGAGACAGACAGCCUGUUGUCCGCACAGAACAUCGAGAUCUGGAUGAAGGACAAGUCCGAGGUGGAGGUCGUGGAUCUGAUCCUGAAACUUCGGGAGAGACUGGUUCGGGCACAGGGCCACCAGCUGCCCGUGAAGGAGGCAACACUGACGCGGGCACGGCUGUACAUCGACACGGCCAUCGGCUCCCUGCCCAAGGACCUGCAGGCCGUCCUGUGCCCUCCCUAGGACGGUGCCCGUGGGCUGUGGCCAGGGUCUGGCCGAGCCGCUGUCCUCCCCCGCCCUCCCCAACGAGCUCCCUGCUGCCUGCCACCUGGCACCGCUGUCGUCCAGCAGUAAAGGUGGCAUUUGGAACCGCAGCCUGGGCCCCGACUGUUGGCGGCUCAUGUGCUAGCCGAGCUUCACCCCACCCUGGGCCCCACCUGCCCGCUCUGAGGUCUUAGGCGAGUGGGGAGGCGGCACGCUGUGAGCCCUGGCUGAUCUGAUCUGGGCCAAGGCCACCCACCCCCUCCAGACGCCCAUCUGCCCGCACCCUGCAGGCCUGGGCAUUGCCUUUGAUGCGCCCUUUAGACCCACCAGGACGCCCGGCUCAGGACAGAAGACAGAAGGAGGUGGCUGCCAGGCAGACGCCUCCCUCACACAGGCGUGCCCCCCCACCUUCUUGCCUGGAGCGGAAUCUCUCCUCCAGUUCUCGCCUGGGAGGGGAGGAGCCGCUUCGACCAGAGGAGUGCUGCCCUGUGGGUUCCACUCGAGGGACACCCUACUGGGCACCCCUCCGGCGCUCGGCCCUGCCCACCCCAGGCUCACAGGCGCUCCAGUGGCCCCCCGUGUGUCCAUCAGCCCCCGCAGGCAAAAAAGGGUCUUGGACUCUAGCUAGACCUGGGCCCUGCAGCUAGAGCCCUCCCCAGCCUCCAGAGUUUCAGGGCCCCAGGCUCCUUGACAAGGAGUGAAAGGCCCCCCAAAGUGACCCACGCCCCCGUGGGACACCGUGGAGCACUGGACCCAGGCCGGAUCAGUGCUGUCAGCUGCGCCCAGAGGGAAGCUUGGUCAGCCGGGGCAGGGAGGGGUGGGGCGAGGCCUGGACCCAGAGCCCCAGGCCUUCGGGAGGUCCCAGCCUCCCAGCGAAGUAGCCCGAGGCUGCA
This is a messenger RNA of Odocoileus virginianus texanus, 2748 nucleotides long. The record is from RefSeq and is a predicted model, not a curated record. Lineage: Eukaryota; Metazoa; Chordata; Mammalia; Artiodactyla; Cervidae.